AUGGCCCAAGACAAUCGCAUGAGAAGUCCGGAUUCCAUUAUUGAACGAACCACCAUUAUGAAUCCCCUGACGCUGUUGGAGUAUCUUCUUACAUGCUACCCAAUUUUCCUCCUGUUGUUGUUCGUCGCGGUUUGUGUGAUCAAAGUGUUCGUCACGAGCAACAUCGAGCAAAAAGUCUCGCAGAACAAUUGUGGCCGGCUUCCCAGGCGGGCCCAGAACCCGAUGGCUUCCGGUUACAUUCAGCCCUUCUCCCGCAUCGCCAAAAACUGCUUUAGCUGGCUCUCAGCUGGUGUGCUUGUGACAUUCUUUGCGAAUGCGAUGAUUUAUACCACCCAUGUGUUAAUGGCCCGUUCCGAGUAUUGGUGGCGCGGGCAGUCUGUAGUGAUUUAUAUUGUUGGCUCUAUUUUUGCCUAUGCAGUUAUUCUUGUCAGCAUACUCGAUACCGCCCCUUCCCCGACGGCCACUCAGCUCACGUGUUGGUCCUUCGCCAUUCCUACCGAGCUCAUUAUUCUUACCACAUCCCUCUCCAUUUAUACCUCAGACCACUAUGAGCCAGUAGUCGGAGACCCCAACGGAGGUGCGAUGCGCCAAGGGAUCACCUUUUGGGAGUGCAUGGAAGUUGUCCCCAACGGUUUCCGUAUAUUGAUUCUGGUCUCUCUUGUUCUACUCUACUUUACCAAGUCCGGUGCUCUCAUAGGCCAUGAUGGAGACUCAGAGGAUGUGACUGAGACAACCAGACUGCUGAGCCCUCCGCACACAAAGAUUUGUCUUGUUAAUGACUCCGUCUACGGUUCAACAAGUGGAACUGCGAGACCCGCGGAGCCCAAACCACGGAAUUCCUGGGCGCGACCAGAAGUAUUGCCAUCUACGAGCUAUGUGGAGUAUCUCAGUGGCUUCUCGCGUUUUUUUCCCUACAUGUGGCCCUCCGAAUUCCCCCGUCUACAGGCUGUGGCGGUGAUUUGUUUCCUUCUGGUGAUUCUCCAGCGAGUUCUCAAUGUGUGGAUACCCAUCCAGAUUGGGACUAUUACUACAUCUUUGGCAAAUCAACAAGAUGGAAAUGGCUUUCAACCACCGUGGUUUGAGAUCUCCAUGUAUGUUUUUUACCGCUGGUUGCAGGAAAAUUUGGGGUCUUUGCGCUCUGGUCUCUGGAUUCCCAUAAGCCAGUAUUCCUACCUGGGGCUCUCUACGGCUGGCUUCGAGCAUGUUCACAGUCUCAGCUUGGAUUUCCACCUGGAAAAACAGACGGGCGAGCUUUUAUCAGCUCUGAACAAAGGGAAAUCAAUCAAUUCAUUCCUGGAACAAAUAUCAUUUCAAUUCCUUCCUACACUAGCUGAUUUGUUCAUCGCAAUUGGGUACUUCCUAGUUGCGUUUGACGUUUACUAUGCCCUCGUGGUUGGAAUCUCGGCAUUUGUUUAUGUUUAUGUUACCAUUCGCAUCGCUCAGAGGAAUGCGAAGAUCAGAAGAAAGAUGGUUGAUGCUUCGAGAUAUGAGGAUGCGAUCAAAAAUGAUUCGUUGAUGUCAUACGAAACGGUGAAAUACUUCAAUGCUGAACGACAUGAGUUUGACCGAUACCGUCGCGCUAUCUGCAACUACCAGAAUGCGGAGUACUACACAUUCCUCUGUGGGACCCUGUUAAACGCCAGUCAAAACACUGUCUUGUUGGCCUGUUUACUGGUCACGUGCUUCAUCGCUGUGUAUCAAGUCUCUUCUCUCCAGCAACCCUCGUCUUUGAUCAAUGCCGAGCGUAUGUUGGAGCUUUUUAAAGAGCAGCCAACAGUCACUGACAGCCAUUGCGUUUCCCCACUGGCCACUUGCCAGGGAAAGAUUGAGUUCCGGAAUGUUAGUUUCUCAUAUGAUGCGCGGAAUCCUGUGUUGACUGGACUCACGUUCACUUGUCAACCAGGAACGACUACAGCUUUGGUGGGAGAGUCUGGUGGGGGCAAAUCUACUGUUCUCCGUCUCCUCUUCCGAUCCUAUAAUCCUGAAAAUGGCAAAAUUCUCGUCGACGGACAUGACGUCCAAGAUAUCACGAUUGAUUCUCUUCGUCAAAACAUCGGUGUGGUUCCGCAGGAUACAACGCUUUUUAACGAAACUUUGAUGUACAAUCUAAAGUACGCCAACAAGGACGCGAGUGAUGAAGAUGUGCACGAGGCUUGUUCCAAGGCCGGCAUUCAUGACAAGAUCAAAGGUUUUCCAGAUGGCUACAGCACCAAAGUUGGAGAGCGUGGGCUGCGCCUCAGCGGCGGUGAGAAGCAACGUGUGGCAAUCGCUCGAGCUAUCCUGAAGAACCCUAAAAUCAUACUGCUGGAUGAGGCUACGUCUGCACUCGACACUAAAACAGAAGAGCAUAUCCAGAAUUCCCUAGCUACUCUCUCCAACGGCCGAACCACGCUCAUCAUUGCCCAUCGGCUAAGCACCAUCACGUCGGCAGAACUCAUUCUAGUUCUAAGCGAUGGCCAGGUGGCCGAGAGCGGUACCCAUGAGGAACUAGUGAGUAUGGAAGGCCUUUAUGCCCGUAUGUGGAGAAAGCAAAAUGGCGAGGCAAAGAUACUUGAAGGCCAAGACAAGGUGGAGUGCAUUCAAGGGGAUCAGCUUUACAGAAUUUCACAUACAUAA
This is a messenger RNA of Penicillium nucicola, 2616 nucleotides long. RefSeq lists its product as uncharacterized. Gene Ontology annotation, biological process: transmembrane transport. Bases 1 to 2616 code for a protein of 871 amino acids. Lineage: Eukaryota; Fungi; Ascomycota; Eurotiomycetes; Eurotiales; Aspergillaceae. Gene Ontology annotation, cellular component: membrane. The record is from RefSeq and is a predicted model, not a curated record. Gene Ontology annotation, molecular function: ABC-type transporter activity; ATP hydrolysis activity; ATP binding. The transcript has 4 exons.